Suncus etruscus (white-toothed pygmy shrew) is the source of this 1917-nucleotide messenger RNA. It is a transcript of the gene SLU7, whose product is annotated as SLU7 homolog, splicing factor. Gene Ontology annotation, biological process: mRNA splicing, via spliceosome. The transcript has 16 exons. Gene Ontology annotation, molecular function: pre-mRNA 3'-splice site binding. Gene Ontology annotation, cellular component: spliceosomal complex. Bases 36 to 1790 code for a protein of 584 amino acids. The record is from RefSeq and is a predicted model, not a curated record. NCBI's taxonomy places the organism in Eukaryota, Metazoa, Chordata, Mammalia, Eulipotyphla, Soricidae.
GCCGCCCGCGCCGUCCCAGAGGAAGUCAGGUUACCAUGGCGGCUGCUACAGUGGAUGCAGCUGGUGCUGCUCCACUGUCAGGAUCCAAAGAAAUGAGUUUGGAGGAACCAAAGAAAAUGACAAGAGAGGACUGGAGAAAGAAGAAGGAGCUUGAAGAACAACGGAAACUGGGUAAUGCUCCUGCAGAAGUUGAUGAAGAAGGAAAAGACAUCAACCCUCAUAUUCCUCAGUAUAUAUCUUCAGUGCCAUGGUAUAUUGACCCAUCUAAAAGACCUACUUUGAAGCACCAGAGACCACAACCAGAGAAACAGAAGCAGUACAGCUCAUCCGUAGAAUGGUACAAAAGAGGUGUAAAAGAGAAUUCCAUAACUACCAAAUACCGCAAGGGAGCAUGUGAAAAUUGUGGGGCCAUGACACACCAAAAAAAAGAUUGCUUUGAGAGGCCAAGACGAGUUGGAGCAAAGUUUACAGGGACUAAUAUAGCUCCGGAUGAACAUAUUCAGCCCCAACUGAUGUUCGAUUAUGAUGGAAAGCGGGAUCGGUGGAAUGGCUACAAUCCGGAGGAACACAUGAAAAUUGUAGAAGAAUAUGCCAAAGUGGAUCUGGCAAAGCGAACACUGAAAGCCCAGAAACUCCAAGAAGAAUUAGCCUCAGGAAAGUUAGUGGAACAGGCUAAUUCUCCAAAACACCAGUGGGGAGAAGAGGAACCAAAUUCUCAGACGGAAAAGGACCAUAACAGUGAAGAUGAGGAUGAAGAUAAAUAUGCAGAUGACAUUGACAUGCCAGGACAGAACUUCGACUCUAAGAGACGAAUUACUGUCCGGAAUCUCAGGAUUCGAGAGGACAUUGCAAAAUAUUUGCGGAAUUUAGAUCCAAAUUCUGCUUACUAUGAUCCCAAAACCAGAGCAAUGAGAGAGAAUCCCUAUGCCAAUGCAGGAAAGAAUCCAGAUGAAGUGAGCUAUGCAGGUGAUAACUUUGUUAGAUACACAGGCGAUACCAUUUCAAUGGCUCAGACACAGUUAUUCGCUUGGGAAGCCUAUGACAAAGGAUCCGAAGUGCAUCUACAGGCUGAUCCUACAAAACUAGAACUGUUGUAUAAGUCCUUCAAAGUCAAAAAAGAAGACUUCAAAGAACAACAGAAAGAAAGCAUCCUAGAAAAGUACGGUGGCCAAGAACACCUGGACGCUCCUCCAGCUGAACUACUUUUAGCUCAGACUGAAGACUAUGUAGAAUACUCAAGACAUGGGACAGUCAUCAAAGGGCAGGAACGGGCUGUCGCCUGCUCCAAAUAUGAAGAAGAUGUGAAGAUCCACAAUCACACCCAUAUUUGGGGAUCUUACUGGAAAGAUGGUCGAUGGGGAUACAAAUGUUGUCACUCCUUUUUCAAGUAUUCCUACUGUACUGGAGAGGCUGGGAAAGAGAUUGCUAAUUCAGAGGAAUGUAUCAUAAAUGAUACAACAGAAGAAUCAGUGAAGAAACCUCAAACCCUUAUGGAGAUACAUCAAGAAAAACUAAAAGAAGACAAGAAGAAGAAAAAGAAGAAGAAGAAACAUCGAAAGAGCAGUUCAGAUAGUGAUGAUGAAGAAAAGAAACAUGAAAAACUGAAGAAGGCACUGAAUGCAGAAGAGGCCCGCCUUCUUCACGUCAAGGAGAUCAUGCAGAUUGAUGAGAGGAAGCGGCCUUACAAUAGCAUCUACGAAGCCCGGGAGCCCACUGAAGAAGAAAUGGAGGCAUACAGAAUGAAACGUCAGAGGCCAGAUGACCCUAUGGCCUCCUUCCUAGGACAGUAGUAAAAAAAGUCACAGACUUUACCCAAGAUAAACAGUGGAUAUAUUUUUCUCAGCUUCUUGCUAAAGACUGUAGAUAGAGAAAACUGUGUCCACAUUUUAUGCUGCCUGACUUGAAAUAAUAAACUUU